Glycine soja is the source of this 1182-nucleotide messenger RNA. RefSeq lists its product as uncharacterized. The record is from RefSeq and is a predicted model, not a curated record. The coding region runs from base 1 to 1182 and encodes 393 amino acids. The transcript has a single exon. Lineage: Eukaryota; Viridiplantae; Streptophyta; Magnoliopsida; Fabales; Fabaceae.
AUGCCUGGUUAUAACAAUGUGUUGAACUCCAACCAAACAGCGGGUACAACUGAUGAUGAAAUGGUUGGGAAGGAAGUCACUGGUGUCAUUGAUGGCACUUUUAAAACUGGAUAUCUUCUUAGUGUUAAGGUGGCAGACACUGAUGCUUUCUUAAAAGGCCUUGUGUUUCUACCAGAACAAGUUCCUCCACUUACUGUAGAAAAUGAUGUGGCUCCACAUGUCAAAAUGAUCGAAAGGAAAGAAAUUCCAAUUCCAGUUGUUAACCCACAGGCAGAGAUACAUGGUUCUGUUCCCUCAACAGUACAAUGCAACAAGCAAUCUUUUGAGCCAGAAUUACAGCAGGUGCCUAUGUCUGAAGAACAAGUGCUACCAACUGAGAUCCAUUCUGGCAUCUCAAGUUUACUUGAGAAUCAAUCCGCCUCUACUUUGAUACCAAAUUCCAUUUCCAGUGAAGAAAUUCCACAGGGUACACAAGAGCCUGGGCAUGUGAAUCAGUCUACUAUCAUGUCAGAGUUGGAUCAUGACAAAACUGUUAAACAAAGUGAAACAUUGCAUGAACUCGAUGCCUCCACACAGGUAAAAGAAUCUAGUGCUGAUGGGGGAGAAACAAAAGUCUCAGAAGCAACAUCUGAACUCAUCAACCUGGUUCCACCAAUUGAUAACGCCAAUAAGGAGCUCGGAACUGGACAGCAGGCUGUGCCUUAUGCGCAUCAGCUGAAUGAACCAAAUACAUCAAAUAUUGAAUCCAACCUGAUCCCUGUAUCUGCUGAACCAGAAGCCUUGCCAUGUGAGCAGACUGCUAAAACUGUUUUUGUGGAGAAGCAGGAAUUGCCAAAAACUGAUGUGCUAGAAGAUACAAAGACAAAGCUUGCAAGUGAGACUUCAAGCAAUGUUGACACCUCAAACUCAAAUGGAAAACCAAGUAGUGUUGUUAACAUUCCUGUUGUGGGAUCGAACCAUAAACUAGAGACCAGCCAACCGGAAGCCAUGCCAUCUGAACAGAUUGGUAAAUCUGUUCCUUCUGAGUCCAAGUUCUCAUCUGAUGGACAUGAUUUGUGGGGGAAGAGUGAAGAUCCCCAGAACUGUAGCUCUUUUGGUGACAUUAAUAAGGUGGAUUUCAAUCAACCUACUGAAUCUUUAGCUAAGUCAAUGGAAUCUGAGCAGAUUGGAUCAGACACUUGA